Scophthalmus maximus (turbot) is the source of this 2879-nucleotide messenger RNA. RefSeq names its product cyclin K (gene ccnk). Gene Ontology annotation, molecular function: cyclin-dependent protein serine/threonine kinase activator activity. NCBI's taxonomy places the organism in Eukaryota, Metazoa, Chordata, Actinopteri, Pleuronectiformes, Scophthalmidae. The coding region runs from base 155 to 1798 and encodes 547 amino acids. The transcript is spliced from 11 exons. Gene Ontology annotation, cellular component: nucleus; cyclin/CDK positive transcription elongation factor complex. Gene Ontology annotation, biological process: regulation of transcription by RNA polymerase II; positive regulation of DNA-templated transcription, elongation. The record is from RefSeq and is a predicted model, not a curated record.
ACGUAUUAGGCCCACUCUGACGUCCUGCCUAAUGGCGAUGCCCUUGUUACAAUGGGGACCGUUGUUGAUCACUUGUUACCCGAAUUGUUGAAGUGAACAACUGCGGAUUAUUCAUACAGCGGCGUCUUUUUGGGCGAGUCGCCCCGGAGGCUACAUGUUAAAGUCGGGUGCAGCAGGUCCAUCCUCUGUUGCCUCUCCUCAACCAAUGAAGGAAUUCAAGGAGAACUCAAUGACUGCCCAAGCAAUCCUGGACCACAUCAAACCGUGCUGGUACUGGGACAAGAAGGAUCUGGCCCACACCCCGUCCCAGUCCGAGGGCCUGGACCCCGGCACGGAGGCUCGGUAUCGGCGGGAAGGGGCCCGCUUCAUAUUUGAUGUGGGGACACGACUUGGACUACACUAUGACACACUGGCAACUGGCAUCAUAUACUUCCACCGCUUCUACAUGUUUCACUCCUUCAAGCAGUUCCCCCGAUAUGUGACGGGCGGUUGCUGUCUUUUCCUGGCAGGGAAAGUGGAGGAAACCCCAAAGAAGUGUAAAGACAUCAUCAAAACAGCCCGCAGCUUACUGAAUGAUGUGCAGUUCGCCCAGUUUGGAGACGACCCGAAGGAAGAGGUGAUGGUGUUGGAGAGAAUCUUGCUCCAGACUAUCAAGUUUGACCUGCAGGUGGAGCACCCCUACAUGUUCCUGCUGCGCUAUGUCAAGCAGCUCAAAGGGGAUAAGAAUAAAGUGUGCAAGGUGCUGCAGAUGGCAUGGACAUUUGUCAACGACAGCCUGUGCACCAUGCUGUCUCUGCAAUGGGAGCCAGAGAUCAUUGCAGUGGCUGUCAUGUACCUGGCCGGCCGCCUCUGUAAGUUUGACAUCCAGGAGUGGACCGCCAAGCAGUCGUCACGCCGCUGGUGGGAGCAGUUUGUCCAGGAUGUCCCCGUUGAGCUGCUCGAAGACAUUUGCCACCAGAUCCUGGAUCUGUACUCCCAGGGCAACAAGCCCAUUCCUCAGCAGAUUGCGGAGAAGGAGCGGGCAACUAUUCCUCCGCUCCCCGCUCCUCCUGUACCACAGGGACUACCCCCAGCCGCCAUCCCUCCUCCCCCACCACCAAAGAAGACGUCCCCUCAGGGUGGCAGCCCAGGACGCCAGCUCAAACGCUCACAUACAUCCCCCAAAGAUGAACCAAAGGCUCCAGAACAAAUUGGGGCAAAGAUUCCUAGACUGGAAAGCCCAAUGCCUCCUCUGCCUACAUCGCAGCCUCCCUCAGACCGAAAAGCUCCAGCUCCAGCGCCUCCCGCGGAAGCCGAACCAGGAAGUGAGGCUGCUCCUCCACUCCCGCACGCUCCACCUCCACACCAGCCCCCUCCCCUGCCCCACCGCCCUCCUCCGCCCCCGCCCUCCAACUACAUCAUGUCCACCACCAGCUCCUACAUGUCUGGGGAGGGCUAUCAGAGCCUGCAGUCGAUGAUGAAGACCGAGGGUCCCACGUAUGCCCCCAUGCCACCAAGCUAUGCUCCCCCAAUACCGCCAUACCACCCCCACGUCUAUCCGCCACCGGCAGCUCCACCUCCAGGCCCUCCUCCUCCUUCCUCAUACCCACCGCCUAACUUGGCCCCGGCCUAUCCGCCUCCGGGCUACAACAGCUACCCUCCACCACCACGCAUGCCACCAGGCCAUGUGCCUCCUCCGGGGAUAGGCCUUCCACCUACUGGGUACCCUCCACCGCUGCCCGGGCCUCCAGGACAGUCGCAGGUGCCCCUGCCCCCUCUGCCUGGCAUGCCCAUGAACCGUGGUGGGUGGAUGAGAUGAGGGUGCGAUAACAGCUUAUGAACUGCGUCUGUGCAGAGCAACGACUGGGGAGGACGAGCUCUCUGAAGAGGGAGAACGACCAGGAACUUGUGUUCUUCUGGUCCCAACAAAGGAAAGGAAGCGGUUUCGCCUCCACUACGACUUCUGAUAAAGGGCUCCAAGGGUUGUGAAUAGACUUGAAAGGAAAAGAGGUGUGGACAGUGUUGUUAUGAGACCCCAAAGUGGCGCUGAGAGGUUGCAGUAAGAAUAAUGAAAUAUUUCAACGUAUGUGACCUAAUCAUGCACAGAAUGGAACAACGUGUACCCGACUCCAGGGUCUUGUAACAAACGCUUUCCACUCAUUGUUUUUGUUCUGGGAACAUACAAGGAAAUAGUAGCACCCUGUCUUUUGUUUCUCUUUAGUUUUUUUUAGUGUCGUCAGACCUGCUCCUUCAGUAAUUGUAGGGAGAUGAAAUGUACCAUUUUUUACUCGACCUUUGAGUGGCUCAAAGUCUAAGUCUUCUGUUUCCUUCUGUACUCUGAUCACCCUGACCUUGUUGUUUUGGUUUUCCCCUAAAUCUCCACUCACCGUGUUGCUGAGAAAAACGGAGCAAAAUAAAAUAGUGAUGGUUUAACACGCAUCAGUCGAGUAUAUUAAAGGACUGUAACGUUGAAAGACUGAAUGAAACACGCUGUGUAUACAAACAUGUCCAUGAAUGUACAGUGUUUAUAUUCUUAUUCUGGGGAAACACUGGGGUCAUGUUGCAAGAUGUCGCUGCUACCAUUAGACGCUUAAAAAAAAGAAAGAAAAAUCAAACCUCUUAUUUCCUCCUCCCUUAUUUUUUUAGUGCAACUGCACAUCAUGAACUACUCAACAGAAACCCUGGGACUAACAUAUAACACUGGACACUCUAAACGUAUAGUUGUACAUAUCUGAUCUGAUUUUCAUUUGGACAGAUUCUUUUGUUUCUGGAGAGUUUCUAUCCGUAUGUGCCUUAGUCAGGCCUCCCCUUUUCUGUGUCCUGCCGCAGCUUUGGUUGUGUCUGAGCGACGCCUAGGACUAUGAAAUAACAAUAAAGAACUUGCUUUUUCCUACUAUAAA